AUGACAUCAAAGCCAAAAACGUUUACAAUAUCGGACAUUCUGCAAAAAGAUUCGAAGAAGGAACAGAAUGAUAUUGGUGACAACCAAUCAGGUGUCCCAGUGACAUGCCCUGUGCCGGCGCUUCCUACUCCUCCUACGUCACCUGAAGUGACAUUGACAGAACAUAUUUCAAGGACCAAAUCCAUCGACACACCGAAACGAAAGCCCGACGACGCUACGAGCAAACGUCGGGACCCGAUAGGCCGGCUAUUGGAUAGCUUGGGCAAAACCGACAUUCUGACGUCACAAACUAUGGCACCGAGUGCAUUUUCCCCGAUCAUGUCCUGUCCUGGGACAGCGCAGUUGUCCCCUCUGGCUAUGUUGGCAAAAUGUGACCGCAGGUGCUACCAGACGUCACCAAAUAUGACGUCAUGCUAUCCAUAUAUGACGUCACCUGUAGCGACAUCGCACGCCAGUCCCAACGGAUUGACUCAAGAACAAAUACAUUUUUUACAGGCACAGAGACUCGCUCACCAGCAGCAACAAUUACAACAACAGCAGCACAUACAACAACAGCAACGGUUCGCUUUAGCUCAAGGGUUAAAUCCUUAUUUGAUGCAAGGAUGCGUACCACAAACCCCACGCCAACUUCAGUCAUUACGUGAGCAACAAGAAAAGUCAAUAACCAUGGACCAAUACAAUGCAAGCUUACUAGCUCAGCAACAAUUAAUGGCCAGCAGACAUGCCCAGAAUAUGGCGUCACCAUUUUUGAUGUCAUGGAUAAAAUCAGCGGAUUCGCUGACAUCAUAUCCACCCAAAGAGUCUCGAAUUCCACCACCGCCCAGAUAUCAAUGCGAGGACUGUAAAAAGAGCUACUCCACAUUUGGUGGGUUGUCCAAACACAAGCAGUUCCAUUGUGUAAGUCAUGUAAAGAAAGAGUUCAAUUGUAAAUACUGUGACAAGUCAUACGGAUCAUUGGGUGCCUUAAAAAUGCACAUACGGACCCACACCCUACCGUGUAAAUGUAAACUAUGCGGUAAGGCUUUUUCGCGACCAUGGUUACUGCAGGGUCACGUGAGAACACACACCGGGGAGAAGCCAUUUAAAUGUGCGCACUGUGGCCGGGCGUUCGCGGACCGAUCCAACCUGCGCGCGCAUCUUCAGACUCAUUCUGACAUUAAGAAAUAUGGGUGCAAGAACUGUUCCAAAACCUUUUCCAGAAUGUCGCUGCUGUUGAAACACGAGGAGGGAAGUUGUAUGGGACUCAGACGGUAG
Mya arenaria is the source of this 1254-nucleotide messenger RNA. Its product is annotated as zinc finger protein 271-like. Lineage: Eukaryota; Metazoa; Mollusca; Bivalvia; Myida; Myidae. Gene Ontology annotation, biological process: regulation of DNA-templated transcription. The coding region runs from base 1 to 1254 and encodes 417 amino acids. The transcript is spliced from 2 exons. Gene Ontology annotation, molecular function: DNA-binding transcription factor activity, RNA polymerase II-specific; RNA polymerase II cis-regulatory region sequence-specific DNA binding. The record is from RefSeq and is a predicted model, not a curated record.